AUGAACAGAAUCCAGAGUUAUGGUGUCUGCAUGACUCUGAGCAUCCCAGAAGGGUGGAGAUAUUGGUGUAACCAAGUGUCUGAACAUGAACAUGAACAUGAACAUGAGUAUUAUUAUGAAUACAAGUAUUACGCAGCCCACUGUAUAUUGACGUCGUCUACUGCAAGAAACUCACAGCUGUACACAGCACCUGCCUUUCAGUCGAUCUCUUCUGAUGUGUGCUACGUACUAGGAAUAUCUGACAAUGGAGGGUCUACUAGUGAGCUAUUACGUGUCUUGGGUGGCCCCAGUAUUGGUGACAUACGUUCCCGCCUUAUCCGUCUUAUAAACGUCAACCAGUCUGAUUCUGUCGAGCUUCGGGCAAUUAAAGAUUUGCUCAAUUAUCGCUUACCAUCUGAUGGCCAGGAACAUGCCAUUUUAAACGAAUGGUCUCUUAUUGUCGAAGGCCGUCAUCGACUAUGGAACAACAUAUCGACCGAGAAGAAAGAAGCCAUCCGCGGGUUUUUAGUUCUAUUCAACUUCGAAAUCUUAAAAAGAGCCUACAAACAUUUCAACUAUCGAAACGGUAGCAUCGGCAAUUUCUUUCUUACAGGUGCCCGUCUAUUCUUUGGGUCCCUAGAGGCUGCCAUCUUUCUCUUUUCAUCAAUCACGGCCAUCCGCGAGCCAACCCACGUUGUACCAGUCAUCAACACUAACCACACCGCUGCAAUCGCCGCACGGCUAGAGAAUGGCGAAGUUUUGCAUGGUCAAUGUGAUAUUAGCCACCCGGGCGAGAAUGGUGCACCAAAUGUCCGACUGAUGAACCCGAUUGACGCAUUUUCACGCCUUGCUUUACCAGGCUCCCCAGACCCAUAUGAAGACGAUUGUACCCAAAACAACGGUAACCUGGUGUUCAGCAAAACUACCGAAGAAAGACUACCGGCUGUCAUCGACCGAGUCUAUUAUAUCAACGAAUACGGACAAGAGAUAUAUCCAAUACCAAAUCCAAAGGUCAUCGUCCAACUGGCAACCAGUACCACUCUGGUUUACUCUAUCGGUUCACUGUACACCUCAAUCCUACCAUGCCUUAUCUUGCGUGGAGUCGGAAAUGCGAUUGCCCGGUCACCAACCCUGAGACACAAGGUCCUGCUUCUGAAUGGCCACAACGACAGAGAGACAGGCGACUUUUGUGCAAUUGACUUCAUUCAGAAGAUUACCGAGGCAUUGAACGAAAGCCAAUUGAUUGAUGCAAGAAGGCAGUAUUAUGAUCGUAAUCAGCCCUAUAACUUUGGAACAAACACAUCUCCCAAGGAAGCGGGAGGUGCAGGCAGUCUGGAGUUUGAGUAUCUUGGUCACCAGGCUAAUUCUGGCCAGCACGAAGGAUAUCCCUUGGCAAACUCUAGUGUUCCUCGUCCUCAAAAAGUAACCGACCAAAACACCGACCUGUUUAGUGUACCACCAUUUCCAAGCGAUCUAAUUCCGUAUUCACCCCCUCGGACAUUCAUUACUCAUCUUAUCUAUCUUUCGAAUUCAAAAAUCUGUGUGGAUGUGGAGGAGAUAGAGAAACUUGGGAUUAAAUGUAUCUCGAUUGAACCAGAAGCUGGCCUUGAACCAGGUUAUAGUUCUGCCAAGCUAGAGAUAUUGCUACCAAAAUGUCGUCCAAUCAGAAAUCAGAUUUCACUCUCACAGGAACAAAAUACCGCCUCAAAGUUCUUUGAUUAUAAUAUCUACUCCAGUUAUGCAAAGGAUUAUAAGGGGUUGUUGUCAUUAAAGUGUGACGCAAUCUUGUUUGACAUUUUACUAUUUAUUGGCCUUCUUACAUGUAUAAUGUCUUUGACUUUCUUUUACAUAUAAUACCAAAAAGUAGCCCAAGAUAUAGAGUCAUGGCAGGCCGUCCCAGGAAAAGAUCAUUUUAGAACGGAUAUAACUUUUGGUCCGGGAGAAUCAAAAUGUCAUUCCCCACCAGGAAACGUUGUCUGCCUAGGGUUAAUAUUUUAUUCUCGAAAUAUGAAUGGCUCGUUUGAAUUGAACAAUCACACAAGGGGCCCAUUUCUUAAAUAUUUCAUGGAAAUGUCCUAUCAGAAAAUGUCCUUAUACAUACUUUGAGGGUGCUGUUAAUAAAAGCAAGCAGAGGACACGAAGUAGUACCAAGACUAAAAACAAUGAUCUGGAAAAGAAUCAAAUAAUGCUAGCUUCAACACUACUGCAAACAAUUCUAGCAUUAUCAAUUGUGGCACAGGUACUUGCUUUACUAGCGAACACUGCCUGCCCAACACCAAGGAAAACGCUCUCAAGUCUACACCAGCCUUGGCAAAGUUAAUUAUGAGCAUGGCAAUAGAAAGGAGGAUAAAGAGGAUACAAUACCAUCUGAUUUAACAAUCGACCAUCACCCCUCCUUUGUACUUGUGAGUACACCCUUUAUGCAAGAUAAGGUGAAGCCUCAACUGGUACUGAAGCCGACGAAUGUGACUCAAAAUUGAUCAUUGAUGGCAUCUGUAUAUCCAAUUUUCCGCCUCAAUUUGUAAAGUAUAACAACACAGACAGUAAACCUGCGGAUAGUCCUUAUCGAGGUCCAAGAACUAGUAGCUUCUCCACCAUCGCUGAGCAGUUUUAGGAUCUUCAGUAGUUGACAUGCCAUAUUCAAUUGGACCAUACGUUAAUUGACAAUUUUCACUAUAUAUAUUGCUUUGUUCAUUUUCAUAAUAAGAACAAAAGGAAAAGAGUUUAUCUCGUAACCCUACAAGAGAUAUUAUAAUAAUAAUAAAAAAAACUUUGUCAGAAAAACU
Molecule: messenger RNA, 2765 nt
Organism: Phycomyces blakesleeanus NRRL 1555(-)
Lineage: Eukaryota; Fungi; Mucoromycota; Mucoromycetes; Mucorales; Phycomycetaceae
Exons: 11
Coding region: 1-1833 (610 amino acids)
Molecular function (GO): LPPG:FO 2-phospho-L-lactate transferase activity
Source: RefSeq, a predicted model, not a curated record